AUGGAGACAUUUUAUAAUGGUCUCAAUGGGCAAACACGAACUAUAGUGGAUGCCGCAGCAGGUGGAGCCAUUUUGGCCAAAUCUUAUAAUGAUGCAUAUGAGAUUUUAGAGAGGAUGGCAAACAACAACUAUCAAUGGCCAACCGAGAGGCAUAAUGCAAGGAAGGCCACUGGAAUUCACGAGGUUGACGCCAUCACUGCACUCUCAGCACAAAUGUCAUCCUUGACGAAUAUGGUAAAGGCAUUAAACACACUGGCAGGGGUAAAUGCAGUGCACCCCCCUGAUUGCCCAUCCAACCCUGCCUCUGCAUGCUAUGUUGCCAAUUUCAACAAAGGUGGUCAUCACUAUUCAAAUCCUCAUAACCGAGGGAUGAGGCAACAUCCAAACUUAUCAUGGAGUAAUCAAGGAGCAGGAACUAGUCAGCCCAAUACCUACCACAGAAGCACCUACCCACCUGGAUAUCCACCACAACAACAAAGGACUCAAGCCGUGGAACAAUCUAGCUCUUUGGAGAGCUUGUUAAAAGAGUUUAUUUCAAGGAGUGAAGCCAAAAUCCAGAGCCAUGAUGCUGCACUGUGGAAUUUAGAAAAUCAGGUUGGGCAGAUUGCAAAUUCUCUCAAGAACAGGCCCCAAGGUUCUCUACCAAGCAAUACCGAAGAUCCACGAAGAGACGGGAAAGAACACUGCAAAGCUAUCACACUAAGGUGUGGAAAGGAGUUGGAAUCAAGGGCAAAACCUCUGGCUGCUCACACAGAGCCCACUUCAAUCCAAGGGGGAGAGAAGAAAACACUACCGCAAAAAGAACAGCCCAGGAGUAAGCAACUGGACUCUGAUGUCCAGAAUGCUGCAGCAUUACCGCAGCACUCAGAAGCAGCCAACACCAGCAACACUAGUGGCAACCGACCACCUCUACCAUUCCCACAGCGCUUUCAGAAACAACAACAAGAUGGGCAGUUCCGCAAGUUUUUAGAUGUUUUGAAACAGCUACACAUCAACAUACGGCUAGUGGAAGCCUUAGAACAAAUGCCAAGCUAUGCUAAGUUCAUGAAGGAUCUCGUGACCAAGAAAUGCAGGCUUGGGGAGUUUGAAACAGUGGCUUUGACCGAAGAAUGCAGUGCUAUUCUACAGAACAAACUCCCGCCCAAGCUAAAGGAUCCAUGA
Molecule: messenger RNA, 1161 nt
Organism: Morus notabilis
Lineage: Eukaryota; Viridiplantae; Streptophyta; Magnoliopsida; Rosales; Moraceae
Exons: 2
Coding region: 1-1161 (386 amino acids)
Source: RefSeq, a predicted model, not a curated record